CUUUUCUUCUUACUUUUUCCAAACAAGCUAAAGCACCCCUACUCUAUCGUAAACAGCAGCAUUCUAGCAGCAGAUUGCAUCAAAUCACCAACAAAGAUGCGGCGACGACCAUGGCUUGCUGGCGAUGACACGGACGAUUCCGAUCCGGACGAGAGCAACGACGACGAGUUUGACGAGGACGAAGAAGAUGUGCUUCCAUCGGAUGCUGGAAACAGCAGCUCGGCAGCGAAGUCCGCAUCAACAACAACAACAGCAGCAGCAGCAGUGAUGCCGAGCGAGGGUUUGAGUGCUCCUGCUCAGGGAGCCCAGAUUGCAGCGAUGGAUGGUCGUGGGAACGAGCAGUCCGCAGCAGCAGCCAACGCGCUGAUCGACGCAGCAGCAGCAGCAACAACAACAGCAGCAGCUCGUGUCGAUGAAGGCCGACACGACACGACUGCAUCUGCCGGGAUGGCCGAGGCGAGCGGACUGCCGGAUCAGCCAGCGUCGGAGUUCGCUGCGUCGGAUCCGAGUGUUGCAGCCAGUAGCAGCAGCAGCAGCAGCAGCAGCACCGACCACUCUGCUCCAGGCAACAGCAGCAGCAACGGCAGCAACAGCAACAACCAGGUUGGCAAUGCCGAGGCUGCGUCGGCGAUGGAUGAAGCACUGGCAGUCACUGAGCCCGCCGUUGAGGCCACUUUGGCCGCCGAGCAAUCUGCAGCUGCGCAGAGCGCCGGCGGGCAAGGAGAAGCGGUCGGCGAGCUGGCAUUGCGGUUCAAGCACCUCAAGGAGCAGUUUGAGCGUGGCGAGCUGACGCGCGACGAGUACAAGCACGCGCGAACGAGCCUCGUCGACAGCCUGACCGGAACUACGUCGGCCGGCUCCAAGAAGACGCCCGGCGUGACCUCGGCGGUGGUCAAGCCCGGCCAAGCGCCGCUCGCAGUGGUUCCGAAUCGACAGCGAUCGCGUCGACCUCAACUGCAAGAUUCCGUGACCGAUAACGAUUACAAGGGAGGGCCGCGACGUGCGCUUCCGCGACACUUGUUGCCUCAGGAGCCGGCCAAUCUCGAAGAAAAAGCCGUUAAACACAUCUUUGUCGCUUCCACGCGAUCAUGGCUUUCGUUGCCAACACGCGUCAAGGUGCAGCGUGAACUCCUUGGCAAGCACGGCGAGCGCAAGGCAUUCCACUUGCAAGAGGUGGGUCCUGGAAGGGACGUUGCGUCCGUCAAUUAUGUUGCCAAGAUUUGCUUGGACUCGGACGCCGCACGCCAGCUGCUGUUUCGGUGGGUGGAGGAUCAGAUGUACGCGCGCGAAUGGGCCAACAAGUUCAACGAGUUCCAGCCGCCAAAGAAAGUCACAUUUGUCGAUGCCUGGUUGCUCGAGCUGGUCGACCGCUCUGACAAGCCGAUCUGCGCCGUCGAACAGUUCCUCAGUGGGUCCUUCCAAAAGCAUAAUGACAAGGAAGGCAGACCAACGGUGCAAGACCGAAACACUCCGCAGGCCUUCUCGCACUUUUCGUACGUGGCUUCGGACAGCAAACUGUUGAUUUGCAACAUCAAGGGUGUCGGCGACACCUACACGGAUCCCCGCAUUUGCCUGGCAUCCCACGCCUAUUUGCCCCAGCAAGGAGCCGGGGAGGCAUCGGCACCGGCGGCAGCCGCGCUUGAGCUCGAGAUUGCCGCCGACGAGCGAACCAUUGCCAACUUUAUCGAGUCGCAUCGCUGCAAUCCGAUUUGUGUCUACCUCAAGCUGCCCAUUAUGAACGGACCCCCGACAACAGAGGCGGACGCUCAAUCUGCUGCCGCAGAUAAUCAGGCUGCUCGCUCCCGCGCUGGAUCAUCGCGUGGGACCAAGCAGCGCCGGAGAGGGCGUCGCAACAGCGACGCUGCUCGACAGAUUGUGGCUGGUCGAGACGAGAUGCGUGAUGCAGGCAAAACUAUUCCCGCCGUCACGUACAUGCCGCGUGAAAGUGUCAACAUGAUGCGAGCGCUGCAUUCCCCGAGCCUGGCUACUUCUGCCGCAGCCUCCAGCACAGUCACACGAGCGCCUGGCGGGCUUCCGUUUUUGCUGCAAUGUUGUUCGAUUUUGUAAAAACAAUGUGCUUGUCGAUUUGGUGUUGACAUGCUCGAUUUUUUUUUGUUUGUCCUGGACUCGGUUUGUUUUGAUUUCGGU
Molecule: messenger RNA, 2148 nt
Organism: Capsaspora owczarzaki ATCC 30864
Lineage: Eukaryota; Filasterea; Ministeriida; Capsasporidae
Exons: 5
Coding region: 97-2067 (656 amino acids)
Biological process (GO): protein phosphorylation
Molecular function (GO): protein serine/threonine kinase activity; ATP binding
Source: RefSeq, a predicted model, not a curated record